AUGUGUGCGACAGGUCAAGCUCGGGGUAAUACCCCCUUGGAUGAGGAGGUCAUGAUUCACUUUGAUGCCUAUAACAUCCACCUGGAUACGCCUACCUCCUGUGAUAAGUACCCAGCCAAGCAGCAUGCGCGUAACGUCGCUAGGAAGCUUGGAGCUUCCAGGGGCUUAAUCUUUCUUUCCGGACAGCCCACGAUCAACCUGCGUGACUCAGACCAAUCACGUCCGUUCCGACAACGGCGCUACUUCUACUAUCUGAGCGGAGCCGAUGAAGCUGACUGCGCCCUGACAUAUGAUAUCGGUCGCGAUAUACUCACUCUCUUCGUGCCCGACUUUGAUCUCCACCGCGCCAUUUGGAUGGGACCGACUCUGUCACGGGAAGAUGCUCAAGACCGAUACGAUGUGGACUAUGUUAGAUAUCAUACCUCGCUCAAAUAUGAGCUGAAAGAAUGGGCAGAUGAGCGCGACCAGGAUACCGAGUUAUACCUCAUCCAUGAAUCAGAAAAGCCCAAAUCUCUGCCCAAGGAUCUCCCCGUGAACCUUACAAACCUUGAACAGGCCAUGAACGCGGCACGAGGCAUCAAGGAUGAAUACGAGAUUCGCAUGAUUCGCGAAGCUAACAAGAUCUCCGGACUUGCGCAUCGCAAGAUCUUAGAGAGCAUCAAGUCAUUUUCCAAUGAGUCGCAGAUCGAGGGCUCGUUCCUGAACACAUGCGUAUCGCACGGGGCCCGCAAUCAAGCAUACCAAAUCAUCGCGGCCUCCGGUCCCAACGCGGCCGUUCUCCACUACUCUCGGAAUAAUGAGCCUCUCCAUAAGAAGCCGCUCGUAUGUGUCGAUGCCGGUGCAGAGUGGAAUUGCUACGCGAGUGACGUCACACGGACCUUCCCGUUGACAGGGGAAUGGCCCAGCCAGUACGUUCGAGACAUCUACAAGCUUGUUGAGCGCAUGCAAGAAGAGACGAUCCGCCGGAUGGGCAAAGGAGUGCGCUAUCGUUCACUACAUGACCUCGCGCACGACAUCGCGAUUGAAGGGCUGUUGUCUCUUGGCAUGUUGAAGGGCUCCUUCAAUGAGGUUCGCGAAUCUGGCGCAUCCAAAGUUUUCUUUCCUCAUGGCCUAGGUCACCACGUUGGCCUUGAAGUGCACGAUGUCUCUGAGGGGUCGAUCAUGGCACUCGGAGAGCGUAAUCAGAACUGGACAUCUGAUCUGCUCUCGCCUUGUACUCUCUCCGCUCCUCUGUUGGAGGAGGGUAUGGUCGUCACUGUUGAACCGGGACUAUAUUUCUCGCCACUGGCUCUUGAUAAUGCCCGCAAGCAGCCGUACGCCAAGUACAUUAACUUUGACGUUGCAAAGGAAUAUGUGCACAUCGGUGGUGUUCGUAUUGAAGAUGAUAUUCUUGUGACUGCCACUGGAUACGAAAAUCUCACUACCGCACCAAAAGGCGAAGAAAUGCUCGCUGUCAUUCGAGGAUCUACUUAG
This is a messenger RNA of Penicillium brevicompactum, 1473 nucleotides long. Its product is annotated as aminopeptidase P family protein. The coding region runs from base 1 to 1473 and encodes 490 amino acids. The transcript has 2 exons. Gene Ontology annotation, molecular function: metalloaminopeptidase activity; manganese ion binding. The record is from RefSeq and is a predicted model, not a curated record. NCBI's taxonomy places the organism in Eukaryota, Fungi, Ascomycota, Eurotiomycetes, Eurotiales, Aspergillaceae.